This is a messenger RNA of Drosophila elegans, 846 nucleotides long. It is a transcript of the gene Grx3, whose product is annotated as glutaredoxin 3. Lineage: Eukaryota; Metazoa; Arthropoda; Insecta; Diptera; Drosophilidae. The record is from RefSeq and is a predicted model, not a curated record. The transcript is spliced from 3 exons. The coding region runs from base 93 to 743 and encodes 216 amino acids.
UAGGGAACGUCGCUUGGCAACACUCUUCCCCAGCUGAUAAUUCGGUCUGCUUUUUAUAAAUUUUUGCUAUUUAGUAAAAAACAAAAGAAAUUAUGCCUGUGGUAAAUGUGACGGCUGCCGAGGAGUACCAGAAGUACAUAAAUGGCGACAAGACGACCGUGGCGCUCUUCGCCGCCGACUGGGCGGAGCAGUGUGGUCAGGUGAAGGACGCGCUGGAAGAACUGUCCAAGAUUACUGGCGAGAAACUGCAGUUCAUCAGCCUAAACGCCGAACAAUUUCCAGAGAUUUCCAUGAAGCACCAGAUCGAAGCCGUGCCCACAGUGAUCUUCUUUGCCAAAGGCUCCGCUGUGGACCGCGUCGACGGAGUGGAUGUUGCCGCAAUCAGCAGCAAGACCAAGAAGUUGGCCGAAAGCGCCAGCAGUGCGGCGGCGACGGGACAAACGUUGGAGGACCGCCUGAAGGCCCUCAUCAACAAGGCUCCACUAAUGAUCUUUAUGAAGGGCGACCGGGAUGGCCCACGUUGCGGAUUCUCCAAGCAACUCAUCGCCAUUGUCAACGACACAAACUUGCCGUACGAAACGUUUGACAUCCUGGGCGAUGAGGAAGUGCGCCAGGGCCUGAAGACCUUCUCCGACUGGCCCACCUAUCCGCAGGUGUAUGUUAAGGGCGAACUGAUCGGCGGACUCGACAUCAUCAAGGAACUGCUGGCCAACAAAGAGCUGGAGGCCACACUCAAGGGUUAAUUCCAUCGGACUGCGACCUAUCCAUCAGGCACCCCAAACCAUGAACAAACUUUUGCUAAGCCCUUGGGCUUUUGUAUAGUUUAAUAAAGGAUUUUUGCUAACA